AUGGCUAUAGAAUUUUUAUCAUAUUUAUCUAAUGAUUUUUCAUAUUUAUUAGAAAACCCAGAUUUUAAUUCAGACAUUACGAUAGAAGUAACGGGGGAGGAUAAUAGUAUAAAAAUAUUUAAGGCCCAUUCAAUUAUAUUAUAUGCGAGAUCCGAAUAUUUUAAACAAAUCCUAUUAGAAACCAAAGAAGGAAUUAUGAAACGAGACCCAAGUAUGGUUGUCUUACGCAUUACAAAUAUUACGCCGACCGUCUUUUCCAAGAUAUUAAGGUAUAUAUAUACGGGAAUCAUUGAUUUGGAGUCAACUUCGGGGGAGGACACGUUUGGACUGUUGAUUGCAUCUUCAAAGUUACAUUUCCCCGAAGUAGUUUCUUAUGUUCAAGAAUAUCUCGUAGAGAAACAUAAGGCGUGGCUAUUAAAUAACUUUUCCACAGUGGUAAAUAGCAUAUUUAAAUUAGAAUAUUGUCGUAACCUUCAAAAUUUUUGUACAUCAUAUAUAUGUGUUGAGGCUAAUAUAUACCUCAGCACUAGAGAUUCGUUAAAAUUAAAUAAAAGAAUUCUUUCCUUGAUAUUAAAUUUAGAUAAUUUAUAUAUUGAGGAAGAUGAUGUUUGGGAAUUUCUGAUGAGAUGGGGAAUAGAACAUACGAAAGUGUUAUUGUCUAAAAGAGACAUAACAAAAUGGAACGGUGAAGAUAUCGAGGAAUUAAGGAGUACUUUGGAUGGUUUGAUACCAUUGAUUAGAUUCCGAGAGAUCAGUUCAGAUGACUUUUAUGAAAAGAUUAGGCCUUACAAGAUUAUUAUUCCUCAUGAAAUUUACGAGGACAUAAUGGCUUAUCAUUUAAUUGGAGCAGAAACAAAAAUUGGGAUGCCAAGUGGACCAAGGAGAGGAUUUAUUGACUCUGUUAUUAUAAAUUCAAAGCAAGCCGCCAUCGUAUCCAAUUGGAUUGAUGGAGGAAAACCUGAUGAUGAUAUAAAUCUUUUAAUACCAAAGAACAACCCGUACACCUUUUCUUUAAUUUAUAGAGGAAGUCAAGAUGGAUUGAACCUGAAAUCAUUUAGAGAAAAGUAUAAAAAAUUAAAAUGUUCUACAAUCCUUGUAGUUAAAUUAAAGAAUUCUGACAAGAUCAUUGGUGGUUAUAGUAAUUAUUUUUAUUACUUUUCAACUAAUUGUAAUGAUGAAAGUGGAAGUUUUUUAUUCAAUUUCGAUCAGAAUAUUAAAUCUUGUAAAAAGAUUGAUGGGCUUUUCAAGAAUUUAUAUAAUGGGUUAUAUGAUUUUAACACCCAACUUGUGUUUGCACAUGGUGAUUUGACCAUAAAUUUCGAAAAUUUAAGUAUAAAUUGUAAACAAAUUAGUUUUAAAGAAAGAGUGCUAAAACAAGAAUCAGCUUAUCAAGUUGAAGACAUUGAGUUAUUUAGACCGAUUUGGAAAUAA
Funneliformis mosseae is the source of this 1431-nucleotide messenger RNA. Lineage: Eukaryota; Fungi; Glomeromycota; Glomeromycetes; Glomerales; Glomeraceae. The record is from the annotation of a GenBank genome assembly.